AUGCAGUCACUACUCUUGCCGCCGGCGAGUUUCACCGGCACAUCCGCCGUCUCGAUGCGGCAAGGUUUUCAGCAACGCCUCUCUAAUUGCUUCUUGCCGUUUCUUAAUCCACUUGUCUUGGCUCCAAACCCGCUCAUUUCGUCGAAGAAGAGAGCCACUAUCUCCUCACACCGAUCGCCAUCGUCUUCGCCUGUCUAUGGUUUUCAAAUCGGAGGAUCUAAACCUAGUUCCGCACAAUCUACGGUGGAUUUUUCUUCUCCGGCGUCUCCUGGUUUCGUUUCCGGUGAUAUUGAGGUCGACAAGGCAAAGCUCGCUCAGGUUGCAAAGAGGUUGGAGAAGACUUCAAGGUACUUCAAGAGGCUAGGGAGUAUUGGUUUCUGGGGGCAGCUUGUGUCGACUGUGGUGGCUGCUGUGAUUCUAGCCUUCUCCGUUGUUGUAACUGGGAAACCCACUUCACCUGCUACCUUCUAUGCAACCGCAAGUGGGAUUGCUGCUGCAUUUGUCUCCGUUUUCUGGUCGUUUGGAUAUAUUCGACUCUCUGAGAGGCUCCGUCGAACUGCAGGCGACCCUGCCAAGGCCCCGCCUCGUGCUGAUGUUGUGAAAGGUUUGAGAAGCGGGAUUAUGGUAAAUCUUCUGGGAAUGGGGGCAGCAAUCCUCGGGAUGCAAGCAACGGUUGGAUUUUUAGUUGCAAAGGCUUUAACAACCUCAGCAAACCCUUUCUACCAGGGAGUCUCUCAGGGAUACAGCCCCGUUCUUGCUCUUGAUGUAUUCCUCGUUCAGGCAUCGGCGAACACCUUACUCUCUCAUUUCCUAGGUCUUGUUUGCUCGUUAGAGCUGUUGCGGUCCGUGACACUGCCCAGCUCCAGCUCGGAAUCCGCCGUAGUUCCGAAGAUUGCAUGA
Molecule: messenger RNA, 900 nt
Organism: Arabis nemorensis
Lineage: Eukaryota; Viridiplantae; Streptophyta; Magnoliopsida; Brassicales; Brassicaceae
Source: the annotation of a GenBank genome assembly